UCGAAGAGAAGGCAACGUUCUAUAUUUUCUUCGGUGGCUGGUUGUUUUCCGCCGCACCCUAGCUGAUGUCAUGGCUGUUCUGGCUUACCUUCUGACAGCUGUCGCUGUUCUGGUGGGGUAUCUGUUGCUGAAAUGGCGUCGCACUUUGCAGUACUGGGACGACCAGGGCAUUCCCUGCGAGAAGCCGCACAUCCUGCUGGGCAGCCUGACGGGAGUGCAGACCACGCGAACCUUCACUGACGUGUGGAUGGAUUACUACAAGAAGUUUCGAGGAUCUGGCCCCUUUGCCGGCUUCUAUUGGUUCCAGAAGCCGGGAGUAUUCGUCCUCGAAACUUCACUGGCCAAAACCAUCUUGAUCAAGGAAUUCAACAAGUUCACAGACCGAGGAUUCUACCACAACACGGAGGAUGAUCCGCUGUCGGGUCAACUGUUCCUGCUGGAUGGCACCAAGUGGCGGUCCAUGAGGAACAAGUUGUCACCGACAUUUACUUCCGGCAAAAUGAAGUACAUGUUCCCCACAGUGAUAAAGGUGGGGCACGAACUCACCGAAGUCUUUGGCCAGACGAUGGAAAAGUCACCAAUUGUCGAGGUCAAGGACAUCCUGGCUAGAUUUGGUACUGAUGUAAUAGGCACCUGUGCCUUUGGCAUCGAAUGCAGCAGCCUGAAGGAUCCGGAUGCCGAAUUCCGGGUCAUGGGACGCCGGGCUGUCUUUGAGCAGCGCCACGGCCCACUCGGAAUCGCCUUCAUCAAUAGCUUUCCCAAUCUGGCCCGCAAGCUGCACAUGAAGAUCUCGCUGGACGAGGCAGAGCACUUUUUCCUGCGCAUCGUCAGGGAGACGGUGGCCUUCAGGGAACAGAAUAAUAUCCGACGAAACGACUUCAUGGAUCAGUUGAUCGACCUUAAAAAUAGUCCCCUGACCAAAUCCGAGACCGGGGAGAGUGUGAACCUAACGAUCGAAGAGAUGGCUGCUCAGGCGUUUGUAUUCUUCGGUGCUGGCUUCGAGACUUCAUCGACCACAAUGGGCUUUGCUCUCUACGAACUUGCCCAGCACCAGGAUAUUCAGGACAGGGUCCGAGAAGAGUGCCAGGAGGUGAUUGGAAAGUACAAAUGCGAGCUGUCCUACGAGGGCAUGAAGGAUCUGGUAUACUUGGACCAGAUUAUAUCAGAAACGCUUCGCCUCUACACAGUGCUUCCGGUACUGAAUCGCGAGUGCCUGGAGGACUUUGUGGUUCCCGAUAAUCCCAAAUAUGUGAUAAAGAAGGGCAUGCCCAUCCUCAUUCCCGCCGGUGCCAUGCAUCGUGACGAGCGACUGUAUCCCAAUCCGGACACCUUCAACCCGGAUAACUUCUCGCCGGAACGCGUGAAGGAGCGAGAUUCCAUUGAGUGGCUGCCCUUUGGCGAAGGUCCACGUAACUGCAUCGGCAUGCGUUUUGGCCAAAUGCAGACCCGGAUUGGCUUAGCUUUCCUGCUGAAGGACUUCAAGUUCUCCGUCUGCGAGAAGACUACCAUUCCCAUGACUUACAGCAAGAAGCACUUCCUAAUAUCGAGUGAGACUGGCAUAUUCCUGAAGGUAGAGCGAGUGUAACUGGCUUUGUAUAGCAACUAACCAAAAUCAUAUAAUAUUCUUACAUCUAACAAAUACAUCUAUCUAUACUUAAUGGCAUAUUUAUACACGAGCAAUUAUCACUCGUUGACUUGCAAUUAACUGAUAUAACAUAUACUAAUAUAUUAAUCUAGACGGCUAAUUGUUAUCAACACAUAGAAAUACGAUUUCUAGAAGUUUGAGUGCAAAGUUAUGAAUGGAUUAAACGAGUUCUUAGGGGUAAUAUCAAGGCAAAAACAAAUGUGCUUUCGUGAUUCAAGUUCAA
Molecule: messenger RNA, 1868 nt
Organism: Drosophila serrata
Lineage: Eukaryota; Metazoa; Arthropoda; Insecta; Diptera; Drosophilidae
Product: cytochrome P450 6a9
Molecular function (GO): monooxygenase activity; iron ion binding; heme binding
Source: RefSeq, a predicted model, not a curated record